Miscanthus lutarioriparius is the source of this 768-nucleotide messenger RNA. NCBI's taxonomy places the organism in Eukaryota, Viridiplantae, Streptophyta, Magnoliopsida, Poales, Poaceae. The record is from the annotation of a GenBank genome assembly.
AUGGCGUCGGGCUCCGGCGGCAGCGGCGGCGGAAACGACUUCUCCGUGGUCGUGGUGGGCUCCGACUUCGCGACCGACGCCAGCGCCGCGCUCCUCGCCCCCACCGACCGCGAGGUGUGGCACGACUGCCUCCCCGACCUCGCCGAGACGGACGCCUGCUUCUACGACCUCGAGGAGCGCCAGGUCGUGCGCGUCCAGGGCACCGAUCGGGCCGGCCGAACCAUCGUCCGCAUCGUCGGCAAGUUCUUCCCGGCUUCAGUAAUUGAUGGUGAACGUCUGAAGAAGUAUGUGUUCUACAAACUCCGCACUGAAUUGCCUGUGGGUCCAUUCUGCAUCUUGUACAUGCACAGUACUGUACAGUCUGAUGAUAACAACCCUGGGAUGUCAAUCUUGAGGACCAUUUAUGAGGAGCUUCCACCUGAAUACAAGGAAAGGCUUCAAGUUUUCUACUUCUUGCAUCCUGGGCUUCGCUCCAGGCUGGCCAUCGCCACACUUGGCAGGCUAUUUUUAAGUGGAGGGUUAUAUUGGAAAAUCAAGUACAUUAGUCGACUGGAGUAUCUCUGGGGCGAUAUAAGAAAGGGAGAAGUUGAAAUUCCAGAUUUUGUUAUUGAACAUGAUAAGGUUCUUGAGCACCGUCCACUGACUGAUUAUGGCAUAGAACCAGAUCCCCUACAUCUUGCUGAUGUACCUGCUGUGGGAUACUCGCUUGGAAGAUACGAAGAUAAAUGGACUCCAGAAGAUCGAUGGUAUUCAAGGAAUUACAUGUGA